Messenger RNA from Parus major (Great Tit), 2030 nucleotides. It is a transcript of the gene STK32A, whose product is annotated as serine/threonine kinase 32A. Gene Ontology annotation, molecular function: ATP binding; G protein-coupled receptor kinase activity; G protein-coupled receptor binding. The record is from RefSeq and is a predicted model, not a curated record. The transcript has 13 exons. Gene Ontology annotation, biological process: G protein-coupled receptor signaling pathway; protein phosphorylation; regulation of signal transduction. Bases 182 to 1366 code for a protein of 394 amino acids. NCBI's taxonomy places the organism in Eukaryota, Metazoa, Chordata, Aves, Passeriformes, Paridae.
GCGGGCGGGGCCGCUCCGGUUCCUCGGUUCCUGCGCUCCUCUGCUCCCGCCGGCUGCUGCCGCCCGGUGCCUGCGCUCCGCUUCCCCAGGAUGCACCAGCAGGACAAGAUCUGGCAGGACUGACCCACAGCAGCGCGGUACACAGAGGAGUGGAGAGUGCUGAGCCUGGGCUGAGCACAUCAUGGGGGCAAACACCUCCAGCAAGUCACCACCCUUUGAUGGGAAUGAGGAUGUUACCUUCGACCAUUUUGAGAUUUUGCGAGCUAUUGGGAAGGGCAGCUUUGGAAAAGUCUGUGUGGUGCAAAAGACUGACACCAAGAAGAUGUACGCCAUGAAAUACAUGAACAAACAGAAGUGUGUGGAGCGUAACGAAGUGAGAAAUGUUUUCAAGGAGCUGCAGAUUAUGCAGGGCCUGGAGCACCCAUUCUUGGUUAAUCUGUGGUACUCCUUCCAGGAUGAGGAGGAUAUGUUCAUGGUGGUCGACCUGCUGCUUGGAGGGGACCUGCGCUACCAUCUUCAACAAAAUGUGCGGUUCCAAGAGGGAACUGUGAGACUCUUCAUCUGUGAGCUGGUGCUGGCCCUUGACUACUUGCAGAGCAGGCACAUCAUCCACAGAGAUAUCAAGCCCGACAACAUUUUACUGGAUGAGCAGGGACACGUGCACAUCACUGAUUUCAAUAUUGCCACGAUGCUGACCAAGGACAGCCCUGUCACCACCAUCGCUGGCACAAAGCCCUACAUGGCACCUGAAAUGUUUAGCUCCACAAAACCCACCAGCUACUCCUUCGCCGUGGACUGGUGGUCGCUGGGAGUCACUGCCUACGAGCUGCUCCGAAGCCGGAGGCCGUACCACAUUCGGGCCAGCAGCUCCUCGAGUGAAAUGGCGCGCGUGUUGAAGACGGCGGCAGUGAUGUACCCGGCCGCCUGGUCCCCGGGCGUGGUGCAGCUGAUCAGGAAGUUGCUCGAGCUGAACCCUGAGAAACGUUUUUCUCAGCUGAAGGACAUCCAGUCCUUCCCGUAUCUGUCUGAUGUGAACUGGGAUGCUGUUCUCCAGAAAAGAAUAAUACCAGAAUUCAUUCCCAUGAAAGGCAGACUGAACUGUGACCCGGCCUUUGAACUGGAAGAAAUGAUCCUUGAAUCCAAACCACUUCACAAAAAAAAAAAGCGCUUGGCUAAGAAGGAGAAAGACACAAGCAAAAGCAAUUCAUCCCAGGCCAGCCACUUCCAGAAGCACCUGGAAAUGCUCCAGAGGGACUUCAUUGUUUUCAACAGAGAAAAGGUAAGACCCCACCAUGACAACGACCAAGAGACCAUGACAAAAACUGGAGGCCCACACAGGGAAGACAAUCAGAACAACAACCUCUGAGAACAGCUCAGACCCUGCAGGGGACUUCCUCAUGGGACUGGGGCUCACCCACUCACGCACCUUCACAGUGUCAGGCCAUGGACUUGUCUUCUGCUGCUGGGACCCUGCCAGUAGCCCAGGGCACAGAGGAGAGCCGGGGCAUCCGCUCCCUCAGCUUUCCACCCCACAGCGUGGAGGGAAAGGCUGUGGGGGCUGCCUUGCAAUUCACCACACUUGGUUAGAUUCAGAGCCGCGUUGUGCUGAGGGUGCCCACCAGGGCCACGGCCCUGCCGCGCCUCAGGGCUCUGCACAAGUUGGCAUUCCCGCACGGAUGGGCUCAUGGCUGGCUGCCCCGGGGGAAGAGGUGGCUCCCGGAUGCAGAGCUUUCACCAACACGCUGUGACAAAAGCGGCCUUUGCUUACGGCUCCUUGGCGGGAGCUCCUGCAAACAUUCUGAGGGUGGGCACAGGAGGCCAGGGACGAGCUCCUUCCUUGGCUGGAAGGAGGCAGCAAAAGUUUCCUGCCCAUUUAGCACUCUCUCCAUGGGCUGGCAUGGUGGGUGGUCAGUGUGCAGACAGAUGUGGACACCAAGCAUAACAACCAGGUGCUGGUGAGUCCAGAUGCUUUACUAGUCAAGCCUGAAAAAUACAUUCACCACCAUAUUAAACUGCUGCAGCUCACUGAA